Messenger RNA from Saxophila tyrrhenica, 975 nucleotides. RefSeq lists its product as uncharacterized. The transcript is spliced from 3 exons. Gene Ontology annotation, biological process: carbohydrate metabolic process. Gene Ontology annotation, molecular function: hydrolase activity, hydrolyzing O-glycosyl compounds. Lineage: Eukaryota; Fungi; Ascomycota; Dothideomycetes; Mycosphaerellales; Extremaceae. The record is from RefSeq and is a predicted model, not a curated record. Bases 1 to 975 code for a protein of 324 amino acids.
AUGUCCGAUCCAGCACCGCUCGUCACAAACAUUUUCACUGCCGACCCAAGUGCUCACGUGUUUAAUGGCAAGAUCUACGUCUAUCCAUCACAUGACAGAGAGAACGAGAUCGAAGAUAACGAUGAAGGUGAUCAAUAUGACAUGGUCGACUACCACGUACUGUCCAUGGACUCCGUUGGUGGCAAGACGACAGACCAUGGCGUUGCCCUGAAGGCUGAUGACAUCCCAUGGGUAUCGAAGCAAGUCUGGGCUCCUGAUUGUGCCGAGAAGAAUGGCAAGUUCUACUUCUACUUCCCGGCAAGAGAUAAGGAGGGUAUCUUCAGGAUUGGUGUGGCCGAAUCAGAUAAGCCUGAGGGACCCUUCAAGCCGGAUCCGGACUAUAUCCCAGGCAGCUAUAGUAUCGACCCAGCAUGUUUUGUCGACGAAGAUGGACAGGCUUAUUUGUAUUUUGGUGGCAUCUGGGGAGGCCAGCUGCAAUGCUGGACCACCGGCGAGUUCAAGCGGGAAGACUACGACAACAGGGAAGCGUCUGGGGACCAGCCUGCCAUCUUCCCCCGUGUUGCGAAGAUGACCGAAGAUAUGCACACGUUCGACGGUGGUGUCCAGGAGGUCGUCAUCAACGACACUGACGGCAAGCCCAUCCACGCCAGCAACCACGACCGCCGGUUCUUCGAGGCCGCCUGGGUGCACAAGUACAACGGGAAGUACUACUUCUCGUACUCAACCGGAGACACGCACUUCCUGGCUCAUGCGAUUGGCGACUCUCCGUUGGGCCCGUUCACAUACGCUGGGAAGAUCCUCGAUCCGGUCCAGGGGUGGACGACCCACCAUUCGAUUGUGGAAUUCAAGGGCAAAUGGUACCUGUUUUAUCACGACACCAGUCUUUCCGACAAGAACCACCUCAGAUGCGUAAAGGUGCGAGAGUUGGUGUACGAUGAUGAGGGGAAGCUCAAGUUGGCGCAGCCGCAGAAGUAG